Molecule: messenger RNA, 573 nt
Organism: Hydra vulgaris (swiftwater hydra)
Lineage: Eukaryota; Metazoa; Cnidaria; Hydrozoa; Anthoathecata; Hydridae
Source: RefSeq, a predicted model, not a curated record
AUGUUUGCUCAAGUUAGAUCAGGAUCAAGCUAUUUUAACUAUAAAAAGACACAUAGUAUAGUAUUGAUGGCUGUCUCUGAUGCGAAGUACUGUUUUAUUUUGGUAGAUAUUUAUGAUAAAGGCAGACAAAGCGAUGGAAGUGUUUACAACAAUAGUCAAUUAGAAUUUGCCAUAGAGAACAACCUUUUAAAAAUUCCAAAAGAUUCAAAAAUAUCUAAUAAUUCUGAUAAAAUUAUGCCCUAUGUUUUCGUUACAGAUGGCGCAUUUAGAUUGAAAAGAUACAUGAUGAAGCCCUAUGCUUUUAAAAAUCUUUUAACAGAUAAACUUAUUUUCAACUAUAGACUUAGUAGAGCGCGUGGAGUUGUUGAAAAUGCCUUUGGUAUUGCAUCAAGUAGAUGCUGUGUUUUGCAUAAACCAAUAAUAGCUAAUGUUGAAAAUGUUAUUGCAGUAACAAAGGCUGUAGUUGCUUUACAUAACUUUUUAAUGACUGAAAAUAUAAACAAUAAUAACAGUUACUGCCCUUCAAACUAUGUUGAUCAGGAUGGACCGAAUGGAAUACAACUUGGUGAUUAG